Xyrauchen texanus (razorback sucker) is the source of this 5191-nucleotide messenger RNA. Its product is annotated as protein FAM199X-like. Bases 153 to 1277 code for a protein of 374 amino acids. The record is from RefSeq and is a predicted model, not a curated record. The transcript has 8 exons. Lineage: Eukaryota; Metazoa; Chordata; Actinopteri; Cypriniformes; Catostomidae.
CGUAAUCGGCGGAAGAGACGGAAGAUUCUGAAUGGUAUGAUGCUCGCGUUUGUCAUAUUAAACAUACAGACCACAUAAAACAUCAGAGUGUAGGAUCUUGAAGACCAUCAAUAACAGAACCAAAAUUCAGUGGCUUUUCAGAAAUUGAGUAGAUGUCCGAGGACGUCUAUGAGAAGUUCCUUGCUCCAGAGGAGCCGUUUCCACUGCUUUCACAGCGAGGAAACUUCAGUGAAGAUGCCACACUGGACGUCAGUGACUUUGGUUGUCAGUUGUCAUCGUGUCACAGAACAGACCCUUUACAUCGUUUUCACAGCAGCAGGUGGAACUUGACAUCGUGUGGCACCAGUGUGGCGAGUUCAGAGUGCAGCGAGGAGCUCUUCUCCUCUGUGUCUGUAGGAGAUCAGGACGACUGCUACUCCCUCCUGGAAGAUCAGGAGCUCACCUCCUUUGACCUGUUUCCAGAGGGCAGCGUCUGCAGCGACGUCUCCUCCUCCAUCAGCACAUACUGGGAUUGGUCAGACAGUGAAUUUGAGUGGCAGUUACCAGGCAGUGACAUAGCCAGUGGCAGUGAUGUGUUGUCUGACAUCAUACCGAGUGUACCCAGUUCUCCCGGCCUUGUUUCCAAAAGAAAAAACAAACUGCACCGGAAUCUGGAUGAGCUACCCUGGAGUGCCAUGACUAAUGAUGAACAGGUAGAAUAUAUUGAGUAUUUGAGUCGAAAAGUCAGCACAGAGAUGGGUCUUCGGGAGCAGCUUGAUAUUAUAAAGAUAAUUGAUCCGAGUGCACAGAUAUUGCCAACAGACUGUGAGUUCAUCAUUGAACUGAACUGCCUCACAGAUGAAAAACUCAAACAGGUAAGGAGCUACAUCCGUGAGCACAGUCCACGGCAGCGGGCGACCAUGGCACGUGAUGGUCGGAAGUGGAGUGUGGCGAGCAGCGGCAGCACUAGCGGUGUGAGUGCUCACAGCAGCAGUAACACCAGCAUGGUGAGCAGCUCUAGCAGCAGCACUGGAUCUACCGUAUCAAACUCCUCCACCAAUAUCAGCCGUGCACACAGCGAUGGAAACCUAGCCACUGCUGCAGAGCGCAUACGAGACUCUAAGAAACGCUCCAAGCAGAGGAAGAUGCAGCAAAAGGUGUUACGUAAGCGACAGCUAAAAGAGCAGAGACAAGCGCGUAAGGAGAGAUUGAGCGGGCUCUUCCUCAAUGAAGAGGUGAUGUCGCUCAAAGUCACAGAGGAGGAAAACCACUGCGAUGAUGUUGAUGUUUUGAUGUGACAAGAGUGAAUGAUUCAGUGUUCCUUCUAAGCCUCUUCCAUACAGCAUCAGUCACACAUCUCUCUGCCAUCAGCAGCUUUACAUUACGAACACAUCUUUAGAUAGAUUGACCAAGCUAAGUCUCUCCACAGCCAUAUCAACUGUCUGACAAAAGAUAUCAGGCCAAAAUGCAGUCUGACCCAAAUGUAAUUUUUUUUGUUCAUUUUAUUGAUAAAGUAGGAUUGACUUGUAAGUAUGGAUGCUCCAAUCGGUCGGCCACAUCAGUAUGGGACUCUGGGUAAUACAGCCCAAAUGUUGUAAGACAACAAUCUUAAUUCAACAGUUACAAUUGAUGCCGUGUGAGAGGUGUGGCAGAUAUAAAAACUGGUGCACAGCAUACGUUGUUAGCGGCAGCAGCUUCGCCGUUUCUGCUUGUGGUAGGCAGAUCACCAUAUGGGUUAAUAAUGACAUGGGUUUCAAUCUUUUUCAAAUAAAUCCAGAGUAAAAGGCAUUAACAUGCAAACAUGCAAUCUUUCUCCAUUUUCCUUUCAUCUCUUGCAUCACGAGAGAGCCUGUUUUCUCCUCAUUAAGCUCCAGAAGGAAUAGGUGAAAGAGGAACAAUUAUUCCAACAUCCAACAAAAUGAAAGAGCAGGGAGCAUAUUUUAAAUACAAUAUUAAGAUACUCUAAAAUUAUAAUGCUAUAUAUUAGGAUAGGCUACCUGUCCUAAUAUAGAGAAUAUUUUGUGUAAACCUAUUUUUUUAAGGCUUAUUUAAAUAAUAAAAAAAAAACAGUAUAAAAAUAUUUGUGUAUUAUUUCAAUAUCAAAUAACUAAAUUACAGUAAUUUUUCUCAGCAAAAACUAGGCAACAACAAUGGUAUUACCAACAGGGAAAUUUAGCUAACAGUGAUGGAGAGGAGAAAACUCACAUAUAACCAAUUAUGGCAGCGCUCCAUGUUAUCGAUUUCAGAUGACAAGUAAUUUGUAAUCAGUAUCAACUAUUAAAAUCCUGAUCGGAGCAUCCCUACUUGUAAGCAGAGAUUGUGCUACAUACAAUCUUUACAAAAGCAACAUAGGCUGGAAGUAAAAGGGAUAGUUCUUGUCGUUCCAAACACAUAUGUCUUCCUGAAACAUAAGAAUGUGUUUGGCUGAACGUUAGCCUCAGUCACCAUUCACUUUUAUUGUAUGGAAAAAGAUGCAAUGAAAGUGAAUGGUGACUGAGGCUGUAAAUCCCUAACAUUCUGCCUAACAUCUCCUUUUGUGUUCCACUGGAGAAAGUCACACGGGUUAGGAACAACAUGAGGGUGAGUAAAUGAAAUAAUGUAUUUUUGGAUUAACUUUCCAUUUAAUAAAGAUUUAAAGAACUAAAGUGCAACUGACAAGUUCUGUGAAACUUUUGAUAAAACAUUUGAUAAGUUUCCAAAAGCUUAAAUAAUUGCAUUUAUAACGAACUUUUCCAUUUAAGUUUCCAUGUCAUUGUUUAGUAAAAUAUUGAAAUGUUUGAUAUUAAUGUGUUUGAAAUGUGACAUUAUCAUCACAAAUGCUGUGCUGUGGUAUUUUCAAUCAAAUAAAAAGUUCAACAAACAAAUAUACAAAUUGAGCAACAGUCAUACUGCAGCUAAAACAGAAUUGAGUCUGCACUGGCUACUAUCAAUAACAUAGAAAGACUGGCAUUGUUAUAUUGACUUGGUACCCAUGUACGGGUACAUUUUACAUCCGUACUUGUUAAUAGUACACCAGCUAGCCAAACAACUGUUUGGUUAAACCAGCAUGUCCCAAAGGUCUUUGCGUUUGAGAUUCUCACUGUAGCAAAAUUCUAAUUUUAAAAACUAAUAAAUAUAGACAGUGUCUUAAUGAAUAUAAAUGAGAUUUGCAUUAAAAAUUCUUCAAUGUGAUAUUUGAAUUAUACUAUAUAAUUCAAAGGAACACAAGCACUGACAAUUUAUUGUAAUCGUUUCGAGCACCAUUACUCUGUUGGUGUGUCUUACUAUAUUAUUUUAAAUCCACUAUUAAGUUGAAAUCUUGAUUUAAAUAGUAUUUAAAAGCAUUAAAAGGACAACAAAAAAAAAGUACAUUUGAAAAGGUUUGUCAUCCUAUACAUUCACCCGAUCAUUUGUUCAUAAAUAGUACAAUUCUAUUGUAGAAUUCUUGCUUCUAAAAGUAUAAAUGUAUGUUUAACUCAGGCAUAGAAGGAACACUGACAACUGAAGUCAUUAUCUCCAUUAUAUAUAUACUUUUAGUUGAUUUUGAAAGGUCAUACAAAUUAUGUUUUGAAACUGACGUUUAGGUGAAUAACAAAUGGUACAAAACUACAAACAAGUGGAGUUUUGACUUGAAAAUAUUACAUAUGCUCUCUUCAGCUGGUGUUUAUAGCAAUAAACAUCAAGGUUUGUUGCUUGCAUUUGUCAGUGUGCUAAGUUGGAGGAAUGUUAUACUUUGCUUAAAUUGCUUAUUUUAAUAAAUUUCUGCAUACUAAACUGGAAGAGACUACUUGUUAAUGACACUGAAUGAUACAUAGAUUACAGUUGUCAUUUUACAUCUUAUGUGUUUUGGUUAAGAUUUGUUUGCUAAUACCGCUACACUUUCAUUUUUUGUAAACCUUGCAUUAUAAAUAAACUAUACAUAUAAUGCAAGUUUUAUAUAUAUAUAAACUCUGUAUACAGAAAUGUUUAUGCGUCACAUUUUAUCAUUUAAAAUAUUUGAUUUUACCAAAUGUGAUUUUUGUUUCCUUUGAUCUCCUAAAAAAGAAUUUUAAGGCGAUUUUGAGUGUUCUGGAGCUUUCACGUGACUGAGCCGUUGAAUUAGCCACGCCCUUCUCAUUCCAAAACCCUGCCUUACAAAGAUCAUUUUGAGACCGUGCAAAAGAGGAGCAUUGUUUGUUCCUGUGGCUGUCAAAUUCAACAGUGGCAAUAAUAGCGCCAUCAACUGACAUACAUCUUAAUGUAUGCAAAUGUAAAUACAAUCAUAGCCUCAAUGAUCUGCUUCAAAUGAGAACAAACAAAAUGAUUGACAGGUGAAAAGCGUCAAUGUCUGCGGACUCAUUUUGUUUGUUACAAAAUGUACAGCUGUCACAGAGACCGGUGAGAUAUCUUAGGACACUUAUUUCAUUAAUAUCUUUAAGGGAGUAUUUUUUGCAUACUUUUCCAUAACAAAAUUGCUUACAACACAUUUAAAGGACUAUUCCGGGUUAAAAACAAAAACUCAAUCGACAGCAUUUCUGACAACAUUGAUUACUACAUCAAUUUAUUUUGACUUGUCCCUCCCUUUCUUUAAAUAAACAUUGAAAUCUGAAUAGGAGGGCCAGACAGUUUCAAAAGUAUUGCCACAAGACAUAAAGGAUAUGCAUGUAAAAAUGUUAGUGUGAUAAAUUUGUGUAACCUUUUCUGUGUAAAGUUAUAGCCAAUUUUACACCUUUUCCAUGACGAUGUAAUGUAAACAAAUGCUAAAACGACUGUAAAAAUUAUAUUUUAAAUAACUUUACAGCUUGAAUAAUACAUACGUUUUAAAAGAAGAAUUAAUGUAAGUGCUUUUAUAAAAUGAUAAGCCUCACAUUUCUGUUUAAACCCUCCAAAAAUUGGCCACAUUCACUUUCAAUGUCCCCACUGACUUCCAUUGAACAGCCUCACUGAAACCUCGAUUUUUGCUUCUUUUUUUAAGAAAAGGAGGGACAAAUCGAAAUAUUUUUUUUUUGUUAUCAGCAUUAUGCCACAAAUGCUGUCGAUUGAGCUUAUCUGGCAUUGAACCCAGAGCUUGCCUUUAAAGUAAGAUAAAAUGUAUUUAGCAAAUUGUUUAGAGAGGACCAUUGUUUAUUUGUUAGGCCAAGACAAUUACAUAAAUACUUUGAACCAGAGAUGUCGUAAAUUUAUAAGUCAUACUAUUAUGGUUUAACUGCUCUCCUGUCUGAAGUUUUUAUUUUUAAUUUAAUAAAAUCAUUGU